AUGCGCUUGUUCGGUCCACCGCUUUUCGCAUCCAUUCUUGCUGCAGCGCGCGGCGCCCAGAUCCCGAAUGCGCCUGAUUGCCAUGAUCCCAAGCAGACGGGAUCCGAGAAAGAAUGCGCGCAGCCUAUCGCAGACGUUACGGCUGUAAGACCCGGAUCGUCGUACAUUGUGAAGCUUGAAUGCAAGGACUGUCCUUAUGUCGAUCCGAAAGGGGACAAAGUCGUGAAUGCUGACCAUCUGCUGCUGCUGAAUGUCACCCUCACCCACGACAAUCGCACAAUCCUGCUCAACGACAAACCGCUAUAUCCGCUACCCACUAUCCCCAAGCCGCCGCACUUCAGCGCUGCCGAGUACCGUACCAACCUGUCCAAUGCAGAGCUGUAUUACGGUCUGACAAGCCCAAACCCGUACUGCAUCACCUCAGCUCCCACACAAUCGGACUCCGUCGAGUGGUGCUUGGACAUUCCGCUUUCCCCCAAACUGCGCCCCAUGCUCGACUAUCUGUACAUUGUCAAUCCAACCAGAUACGACCGGGACGACAAGGAUGCCGAAGCACAGUACUGGGACCUGUCGCUAGAUGUGAUUGGAAGGACACGGUAUCCAGACGAGCCGCGCUGGCCGUAUGAUAACUCGCAGCAGAAGAUGCUAUCGAUGCUGGUCAAAGGAACGCCCCUCACCACACGAAGGGGCAACGGAGGAAACACGGCCGCUGAUCCGUUCAAUGGCCAGUCGGACACAGACGAUAUGCGCUACGAAUACCAGAUCAUCGACAUGCACCUUGCAGCCCGAGCCUAUACCUUUCCCGCCGAGAAAUCAUUGUCGCUUUGGGGCAAGUUGGGCCAUUUCUUCGGCAACGACGUGUGGGAAGUACAAGGUCGCCGCCUUUUGUUUCUUGGAGUAGAGUGGGGCGAGUAUGGCAAGAAAGGAACCCUGCGCGACAUUUUUGGCGAAUUCGUCCACUGGGAGCUUUGGCCCUUGUUCUGGAUCGUCUUGUUCAGCACUGUCGGGGGUCUGUUUGCGCUUUUUGGCCUGCAAAAGCUCUUCAAAUGGAUAGUUGCGCAACGCGAACUCAUGAAGUGGGACGGCAUGGAAGACGUCUGGGAGAAUAUGAGGAGACAAAGAAUAGCAGAAGAGGAGGGCGCGCUACUCCAUGCACAAGGGAGGUAUACCGACGAUCCCGAAGAAGGUGGAAGUUCAUCACGACCACCGGCAUAUGAGGACGCGAUGAAGCCACUGCCAAGCAAACCUCUCCCUGAGAAGCCCUUACCUGAGGUUCCGCUUAUCGAUGCAUGAAGGAGGUUAUAUUACGGCCAGAAUUUCUCAUAGCAUAUAUCAGCGU
Molecule: messenger RNA, 1339 nt
Organism: Exserohilum turcica Et28A
Lineage: Eukaryota; Fungi; Ascomycota; Dothideomycetes; Pleosporales; Pleosporaceae
Exons: 2
Coding region: 1-1293 (430 amino acids)
Source: RefSeq, a predicted model, not a curated record